AUGGCUACGGAGGCUUCAGAUUUGACGCCGCUGUUGGAGCAGCUGGAAGAUAGCAUUGAUGAUAUAGAAGAAGUCCUGGAGCCGCUGCUGGAGCGGGGACUCACCGCGACGGCACAGAAGCUGCCUCUGCUGGACAAGGCAAAGCUCCAUGUUCUGCUCUCAUACUCCAUUGAAUCCCUAAUAUUCUCUAACUUUCUUCUUCCAGCAUACCUAAGAUUGAAUGAUGUAGAUGCAAAAGAACACCCGGUAUUCAGGGAACUGAACCGCGUGAGACAGUAUCAUGAAAAGAUUAAGACCCUAGAGGCCCCUCCAGAGAAACGAACGAUGACACUGGACACACAGGCUGCAGGGAGAUUCAUAAAGCACGGACUUGCCGGAAACGACAAGUAUGACCUCGAGCGCGCCGAAAGAGAAGCAAAAGAGAAAGCAUUGGCUCAACUAAGGGCUGCGCAGCUAGCCAAGAUGAAGGCGAAGGUAGCUGCUACAGUACCGCAAAAACGCUCCGUUGAAGAAUCAGAAAUGUCGGGACGUGAUAGUACCGCAGUGUCGACCCCAGAACCAAAGAAGAGUAGAACAACAGACCCGGAAGAUGAUGAUGAGGAUGACGAAGAGGAGGAGGAGGAAGGGGAAGAAGAUGGUGAAAUUGAAGAAGAAGAAAGUACCGAAGAUGAUAAGCAAGGUGGUGAGGUGAAGGAGGAGGCGUUUAUCAAGCUGCCUGCCGUCGAGACCUCGAAGAAGAACAAGAAAAAGCUGAGCAAGGCCGAGAGAAAGGCCAUGCACGGGAAGAAUGGAAAUAACGCUGCGAAGAAGAGGCAUAAGCGGAAGAACAAGAAGGACAAGAAAGCUGGUGCUGCUCAGCCCCCAAAUAACGGUUGA
Trichophyton benhamiae CBS 112371 is the source of this 876-nucleotide messenger RNA. RefSeq names its product exosome-associated family protein. The record is from RefSeq and is a predicted model, not a curated record. Gene Ontology annotation, biological process: maturation of 5.8S rRNA; regulation of gene expression. Gene Ontology annotation, cellular component: nucleolus; exosome (RNase complex). Gene Ontology annotation, molecular function: RNA binding; DNA binding. The transcript is spliced from 3 exons. Bases 1 to 876 code for a protein of 291 amino acids. NCBI's taxonomy places the organism in Eukaryota, Fungi, Ascomycota, Eurotiomycetes, Onygenales, Arthrodermataceae.